Molecule: messenger RNA, 1082 nt
Organism: Cuscuta campestris
Lineage: Eukaryota; Viridiplantae; Streptophyta; Magnoliopsida; Solanales; Convolvulaceae
Source: the annotation of a GenBank genome assembly
AAAGACACAUCAGAAAGAGGGAAAAUGGGCCCUCUAUGGGCGGCCUGAGCUGAGCCUCUUCAAAUUUCAUCGAUCAACAUUUUCAGGCAGGGACAGUGAAAAGGGAAGAGAAAACUCUCUGUGGAGAAAACUCAGAAGGCAUGUCUCUGGGCUACGCAGAGAAGCUCUCUUACAUAGAAGAUGUUGGCAGCGUUGGGAUGACAGAGUAUUACGACCCACCCCAUGUUCUACAGGAGAAAGCUGACCGACUUGCAUUGAUGAUUAGAAAGAGUAAGCAUUUAGUGGUGUUUACUGGAGCAGGAAUAUCUACUUCAUGUGGUAUUCCUGACUUCCGUGGUCCCAAUGGUAUCUGGACACUUCAGAAAGAAGGAAAAGCUAUGCCAAAGGCAUCAUUGCCAUUUCACCGUGCAAUGCCUAGCUUGACUCAUAUGGCAUUGGUUGGAUUAGAGAAAGCUGGUAUUCUAAAGUUUAUUAUUAGUCAGAAUAUUGAUGGCAUUCAUCUCCGAUCUGGCAUUCCAAGGGAGAAACUUUCUGAGCUACAUGGAAAUUCAUUCAUGGAAAUUUGUCCGUGCGGAGUUGAGUAUAUGAGAGACUUUGAAGUAGAAACAAUUGGUUUGAAGGAGACAACACGAAAUUGUACAAAAGUGGGUUGUAGUGCAAGGCUUAGAGACACAGUUCUUGAUUGGGAGGAUGCCUUGCCUGAAAAAGAGAUAAAUCUAGCAGAAAAGCAUUGCAAAAUGGCCGAUCUUGUGCUAUGUUUAGGUACAAGUUUGCAGAUAACUCCUGCAUGUAAUUUGCCUCUUCGAUGCCUUCGGAAUGGAGGUAAAAUAGUAAUAGUAAAUCUUCAGGUACAUCUAUUCUUUUCUCUGCUACUUUCAGAAUAUCUUGAUUGCCACUGUAUCACAUCUUAAAUGUAGUAAGUUGACCAAAAUUUUUGAUGACUACCCUAGGUACAUUAGAUUUUAUUUCAAGUCCCUGUAAUUUCAAACUUAGCUAGUUAAUACCUUUGCAUUAUAGGAGAAAUACAAAAUAGCUUGAGUUCUUUAAUCUUGUGUUUGUACAUAUAAAGUUAUAAACAAUUU